GGUACACAAUGAACGGAACACAUGUAGAAAUUAACCACCGUCUGGUGGAGCCUCCGAACCAGCGAUCCCUAACCAGACCAGGCCGUCAUACCUAUCCCCCAACCAUCAGCAUCCAUUCUUUUCGCACCUGCUCUUUCGCACCAGGCAGCCGAGCCAAGUGACGGCAAAAGAGACGCGGAACAGAGCGGAAGCAAGACCCUAGGAACGAGACGCGAGCCACCAGCAGUGCCCACUGCCCACUACCCAGCUCAGUUCGUGUGCCCUUCAUUCCAGAAUUCCGAGUUUAUGCUCAUAGCUGGAGCUCUCCGUGGCACAUCUGUGCCUCCAGGUUUCUGGGGGAGGGAAUAUUUUCAGCUCCAGUUCUUAGGAUUCUGAGACUGCGAAUGAAGUAGCAAGAGGAACCACUCACAUCAAAUAAGCGGCGUCGCGCCAUGGAGGCUGCUGUAGCACAGUUACGGGAGUUGUUUCCGAAGGUUGACAUCAGGCUUCUCAAGGCGGCGAUUCGCGAGCAUGGCACGUCGGCGGAAGGGAUGGAUGAGGCGGUCCAGUACCUGAUGGAGGAAGCCGAUUCAGAAUCUUCGUCUUCAGACGGGGAAAUUACCGACGGAGAGUUUUCCGACAAGGAGGACGAUGUCGAGGAGAAUACGGAUUCUGCAGCUCAGGCGGCACCAUCCGGAAGUCAACCCGGUGCUGGCGCACAUGAUUCGUCGUCCGCCAGUUACGAGGAGUCUUCUGACGAAGCGGUCAAUAACGAGGAGUCGUCUGACGAAGCGGUCAAUAACGAGGAUUCUUUUUUCGAAGCCGAGCAGGACCUUCCCGCGUCAAGCGCUCCUCGUCUCCAAGCUCCAGUGGCCUCCACCGACAGUAUGGCGGUCUUGCCAGAAACACCGGUCACGGCUUCGUCAGUUCCGUCGAUUCCGUCCAGCGACGAGAAACAGGACAAGCAGGGAGAAAAGCACGUCGAGCAGGGAGAGAAACCCGAGCAGCAGGACUUUUCUAGCGUAAGCGCUCCUCCGCAAGGUACAGGCACCCGCGGCGACAGUUCAGCAGACAGUUCACCCCUCGGUUCAUCGGUUUCAGCUCAUGUCAACUCUAGUGAACCUGAGAACGACUCUGUGGUCGCCGAUGCUGACGUCAUCGCGGUCGAAGCCGCCGACGUGAGAGACGAUGUGGCGGAUUCUGGGAGGGAAGAGGCUGAGGCCGGAGUUCCCGAGGACGAGGCUGAGGCCGGAGUUCCCGAGGACGAGGCUGAGGCCGGAGUUCCCGAGGACGAGGCUGAGGCCGGAGUUCCCGAGGACGAGGCUGAGGCCGGAGUUCCCGAGGACGAGGCUGAGGCCGGAGUUCCCGAGGACGAGGCUGAGGCCGGAGUUCCCGAGGACGAGGCUGAGGCCGGAGUUCCCGAGGACGAGGCUGAGGCCGGAGUUCCCGAGGACGAGGCUGAGGCCGGAGUUCCCGAGGACGAUGCCGAGGCUAAUUCCAGGAGGGAAGAGCCUGGGUCUGAUAUCUCUGAGGAGCAGGCUGCCGUUUCCAUGGCGACUGUACCGUCGAUGCCGAAGGCGGAUGCGGAUGCGGAUGCAGAUGCUGAUGCCGAUGCUGAUGCCGGUGCUGAUGUCGUUGUCUUGAGCGAAGAUGAGGCGCAACUUGGCAAGGUUAAGAGUGAUUCCAGCAAGGCUGAGGAGACGGCUGAGGAGGAGGAGGAGGAGGAGGCUGAGGCGAAGGCUGAGAAGGUUGAGAAGGCUAAGAUGUGUUUUGAUGAGGCUGAACGUGGAGCACUGCAGGCGGAGGUGAAGGAAGUGGCGGAGGAGGAAGUGGCGGAGGUAGAGGGGGAUGCGAAGGAUGGGAGCGCUGUGGAGAAGGGCAUCGAGGAGGCACGGGACGAGACGGAGGAGGGCGACGCUGGUGUGGCUGAGGUUGAGGUCAACGAGAGGCUUGCAGCGGUGCACGCGAUGCAGACGGCUGAUGGCGCAGUCGAGCCCGAGGGUGAGGCCAGGCAGGUGGGCGAAGCGAGCAAGGACGAUGCCGAGGCGUCGUCCAUUCAAGGCGAUGCCUUUAACGAGGAUGGGCUCGUCUUGGAGGGGAGCAAGGACGAGGCCGGAGCAGUUGAAGAGAAGAGCAGCAAGGGCGAGGGUGGAGAGGUCCAAGGGGUAGAGUGGGUGGAUUCUGGAGGUGGCGUGAUGGAGGGGGUGACGAGCACAGCAGACGAACAAGGCAAGAUGCAGGGACAGGAUGGGGUGAAGGUUGCUGAGGAGGAUGAGUGGGAGGGAGAUGCGCAGGAGCAAGCGGAGGAGCAUGCGGGCGAGGAGGAGCAGGAGGAGGAGGUGCCCGAGAGCCUAGUCAGCAGCUGGAGCCGGUCCUUCAUGCAAGUCGAAGUGAGCGCCAUAUCCGACCAUGUCUCCACCACCAAGGACGCCAGAACCCGCCUGGAAGCCCAGCUAGGCCUGGUCCGAGACCUCCUCCAGCAGGUAGAGCGCGUCGAGCAGGAAGCAGCCGCAGCCGAACACGCCCUGUCCCACGCUGGCGAGGCUGAUGAUAGCGAAGCAGAGAGUAUCCUCCGGCACGUGGUGCGGUCCCAGCAGGCGCUGGAGAUCAGAGCGGCCCAGGUGUUCGGGCACCGGGCGCAGCUUAACGAGGAAGCCGAGGGGCUUAAAGCCCGGGUCGAGGCGAUUAAGGGGCAGUUUGCCGCAGUGGAGGGGCAGUUGAAGGAGGUUCGGGAACUUUUGGAGGGGAGGCUGGUGCGGGCGAGGGAGAGGUUGCGGGAGGUGGAGGGGAGGAGGAGGGAGAGGGAGGAGGAAGGGCGGAGGAGGAGGGAGGGGGCGGAGAGGGAGCUGGGGAGGGUGCUGGGGGAGGUGCCGCUGCUGGAGAGGCAGGAGGCGGCGUGCGCUGAGCUGGCGGACUCGCUCGUGGCGCGGCACCACGAGGCUGACGUGUUGGAGGGCCAGCUGGCGGUGCUGAGGGAGGACCUGGCGGCGCUGGUGCGGGGCGUGGGCAAGCUGCCUGGAAGCGUGGAAGAGGACCUGGGAUACUCGUUUGUUUCAGAGGAGGGAAGAGAAGGCCCUCAGCACGAGUCCUUCCAGCGGUCGCUGCAUGAAGAAUUCUCACAAGGCUCGUCAGCAGCAGCACCUGCUCCUGAAGCCCUUCUGUCCGCUGCACAGGCCGCUCCUGGCGCAGAGUUUGCGGGUGAAGAGCGAUCUAGCCUCGGUGCAGUAGCGCUGUCAGCCGAUUGCACGCUCCCCGUUGCUGGGGUGGGUGCAACAAACACAGCUGCUGCUGCUGUUACCACCGCUGCCGAUGCAACUGAUUCUGAUGCUGCUGGCGCGGCCGCUCUGUACUCUGAGCUUUGCAGCGCCCAGAAGCUUGCCACAUCCACUGCAGCUAGUAGCAACCCUCCUGUUGACUCCUCCCUUGGCACCACCAAUGCUGCUGCUCCAGCUGCUUCUGCUGCUCCUGCUGCCACUGCUGUCGCCACUGCUGGCACCAUGGCUGCUGCUAGCAGCAGCUCCACCGCCCCUACUACCCCUUGUACCAUUGAGGACGAGGAGCAGUUUGAGGCCAGGAUGCGUGAAAUGUCAGGCAUGCUCCGUGAAAUCUUCCCCCUGUCCCGCACCCGGCUGCUGCACGACCAACCCAGCCCCCAGUGGCUCAUAGAGCAGCAGCAGCUACAGAAGCAGCAGCAACAGGAGCAAAGGAACAUGGAGAGGGCGUUAGCUGAGAGCAGCACCGGAGUGGAAGGGGUGACGAUGAUUGAAGAUGGGGACUGGAGUGUCCUAGAGGCGUCGGACGUGCUCGUGGCGUCGGGGAUAGGUGGAAUGGAUGGGAUGGAUGCUCGGUCGUCGGGGCACAGCUCGUUCAGUGUGCAUGCUGGCAGCACUCCCAGGGCGAGGGAUGGGGCGGGGAGGGAUGAGGGCAGUGGGAUCAGUGAGGUGAUGGAACGAUACUUUGGCAGCAGUGAGUAGAGGGGAAGGGGUGAGCAGCAGCAGCAGCAGCAGCAGCAGCAGCAGCAGCAGCAUAUGUGAUGGGUGCUCGGUUGUCGGGGCACAGCUCGUUCAGUGUGCAUGCUGGCAGCACUCCCAGGGCGAGGGAUGGGGCGGGGAGGGAUGAGGGCAGUGGGAUCAGUGAGGUGAUGGAGCGAUACUUUGGCAGCAGUGAGUAGAGGGGAAGGGGUGAGCAGCAGCAGCAGCAUAUGUGAUGGGUGCUCGGUUGUCGGGGCACAGCUCGUUCAGUGUGCACGCAGGGAGCCCAGGGCGAGGGAUGGGGCUGGGAGGGAUGAGGGCAGUGGGUGGGAUUAGUGAGGUGAUGGAGCGAUACUUCGGCAGCAGUGAGUAGGGGGGAAGGGGUGAGCAGCAGUGAGAAGGAGGAGGAGCAGCAGCAGCAGCAUAUGUGUUGGGUGCUCGGUUGUCGGGGCACAGCUCGUUCAGUGUGCACGCAGGGAGUCCAGGGCGAGGGAUGGGGCUGGGAGGUUUGAGGGCAGUGGGAUUAGUGAGGUGAUGGAGCGAUACUUCGGCAGCAGUGAGUAGAGGGGAAGGGGUGAGCAGCAGUGAGAAGCAGGGAAGAGAUGCAGCAUAUGUUUGUUGGAUGCACGGGCAUCGGGGCAUCGCUGGGUGAGAGUCCAUGCUGGCACCAUGCUCAGGGCAAGGGAUGGUGAAGCGGGGAGCCGGGGGGAAGGGAUUAGUGAGGUGAUGGAGCGAUACUUCAGCAGCAGCGGGUAGUGGAGGGGCACAAUUGGGACGAGCUGCAGGAAUGGGAUGUCGGUGAAGUGUUGGCAGGGUGGGUUGGGACAGGGCAGGCGGGGCGGGGCUGAAAUGGGGACCUUGCUGGGCACAGGGUUGUACAGAGAUAAUCGCUUGGCUGUCGAGAUUGGUCGUUGAACAAUAUAUACACUUGCGUUGUGUGGAACUAGGUGUCCCUUGUUCAUAUCUUUUGUUCAUAGAUGAAGAAUUUCUA
Messenger RNA from Closterium sp. NIES-67, 4941 nucleotides. Lineage: Eukaryota; Viridiplantae; Streptophyta; Zygnematophyceae; Desmidiales; Closteriaceae. The record is from the annotation of a GenBank genome assembly.